CAAAGUGGGCCAACGUCGCAGAGAAGGUGGCUCGCCUGUGUUUCACAAGAAAUUUCUCCGUCGCGGAGGGGAGAGAGACAGACACAAACACAGAUGGGAGAAGCGUCGCCGGAGUCCGUUGGCGUGACGGCCGGAGGGCCAACAUCUAUUCCGGCGGCGCCGAGGAAGGGAAAGUCGUGCAAGGGUUGCCUCUAUUACUCGUCGGUGCUCAAAUCCCGGGGCUACAAUCCCAUCUGCGUGGGGAUCCCUCGCUCCAUCCCCCAAGUUCCGGGCUUCGUGGUGGAAGAGCCUAGGGAGGAGGCAACGGCGCAGGGGCAUGAUUUGAGACAGUUCAAGUACGCGUGUGCCGGUUAUUCCAUGUUCGUGGACGACAGAGAUAACAAAAGCGGCGACAACGAGGCCAAGGCGUUGUUGCCGUAUUGCCAGGGGCUCGAGCUAUUGGCGGACAGGAGAAUGGUUGAGAGGAAAUCACCAAAUGUGGAGCAUGCUUCAGCCCGUAAUCCGAAGGAAGCUGCCACCAACCCUCAGGAACAAGGACAGAGACCUCCUCACAUGGCAAGACAGGAAUUCAUGGGGAGGUUCAGGAGGAGCGCCGGGCUGGUCGCUUCAGGUGUUGCCAAGAAUCUGAACAAAACAGCUGUCUAUAUCAAGCAAAACAUCGAGGACAUAUUUUCCCCUGAUCGACGGCCUCCUAAAUAGGAGCUGUGCAGCGUGGCCUCGUCCGUUUCCAGGUUGGGAGCUGAAGAAAAUUGCCAUCCACAUGAAAGAAAAGGGCUACCUUAUACGGAGUACUACUCUUGCUGUCGCCAUCUCAGCAGUAAAAAUGGGACGUUUUUCUGGGGCGUGGGACUGAAUUCCUUUUGAUGUAUUUGCAUGAUUUUGUAAUUUAUGGAAACGUACGGGUCCGAUGAUGUAUCCAUGCAACAUAGUUGCUGCUUCAAUAUUGAAGCCAAGGUCUGAUCUGGGUAAUUGAUCUCUGUUGAUUAAUAAUGUAAAAGUUCGCCCUCCUGCUUUAUAUGAUCCACGCACACGCAGUAAGCCA
Molecule: messenger RNA, 1042 nt
Organism: Brachypodium distachyon (stiff brome)
Lineage: Eukaryota; Viridiplantae; Streptophyta; Magnoliopsida; Poales; Poaceae
Exons: 5
Coding region: 94-699 (201 amino acids)
Source: RefSeq, a predicted model, not a curated record